Manihot esculenta (cassava) is the source of this 1829-nucleotide messenger RNA. RefSeq lists its product as uncharacterized. The coding region runs from base 81 to 1136 and encodes 351 amino acids. Lineage: Eukaryota; Viridiplantae; Streptophyta; Magnoliopsida; Malpighiales; Euphorbiaceae. The record is from RefSeq and is a predicted model, not a curated record. The transcript has 9 exons.
ACCAAAACCAGCAAAAUAAAGAUAAAAAGUGCUCCCGGUUGAAGAAAAACUCAAUAGUCACCGCCAUUCACAGCCGGCAAAUGGGAACCAUUUCUUGGUGCCGCCCAUCUCUCUCAGUCGGACUUCUUACCCUUAAGAUUGCUGACCAUUACCCGAAGCUCCCUUGUCCAAGUCGAUCUAUCUCAUUCCCCUCCGUGUCAAAAAGACUCGUAACCGGAGUAACAUUACCAUCAUCAACAUCUUCUUCUUCAUCAAGGGCCAACCCAUUUCAGGUUUCUGCAUCCUCUACAAUUGGUGCGCCCAACGAGGAAUUGGAGGCUGCAUCUUCUGGUCUGAUCGGAGAGAGUGAUCUACUGAUUGUCGGCCCAGGUGUCCUUGGUCGCUUAGUGGCUGAGAAGUGGCGCCAGGAAUAUCCGGGCUCUCAAGUUUAUGGGCAGACAGUGACUACAGACCACCAUGAUGAUCUGAUAAAACUAGGGAUCAAUCCAUCUUUGAAGGGAACUAAACUAAAUCAUCAGUUCCCUUACGUCAUUUUCUGCGCUCCUCCCUCACGAACCUCUGACUAUCCUGGUGAUGUCAGGGAAGCUACUUUGAGCUGGAAUGGAGAAGGUUCUUUCUUGUUUACAUCAAGCUCUGCACCAUAUGAUUGCAAUGACAAUGGACCAUGUAAUGAGGACUCUCCAGUCGUGCCAUCUGGGAGAAGCCCAAGGACAGAUGUGCUUCUAAAGGCAGAAAAAGUAGUGCUGGAGAGCAGCGGCUGUGUACUGAGAUUGGCAGGACUUUACAAAGAGGAUAGAGGUGCGCACGUUUACUGGCUGAAGAAGGGGACUGUUGACGUUCGUCCAGAUCACAUCCUGAAUCUCAUACACUAUGAGGAUGCAGCAGCCCUCUCUGUUGCAAUCUUGAAGAAGAAACUCCGUGGCCGAAUUUUCUUGGGCUGUGACAAUCAUCCGUUAUCCAGGCAGGAAGUGAUGGAUUUGGUUGCUAAAAGUGGGAAAUUCAGUAAAAAGUUUGAAGGCUUUACUGGAACGGGUGAUCCUUUAGGCAAGAAAUUAAACAAUAUGAAAACUCGAGAGGAAGUAGGAUGGGAACCAAAAUACCCCAGCUUUGCUGAUUUUCUUGGUGUAUCUGACUAACUGCUGUCUAUGUUUUGCACUGGGAUGGAAAAUAAUUGAUACGGUUUACUGGCCAAAGAAUACUCAGAAAUGGAGCUACUGAUCUCUUUUUCCUGAAGAAUAUCAGAACAGUGUGUGAUCAGGUUAACUAUGAAAAUGACAUGUUGGAAUACAUUUGGGCAAGGUCAGAACUAUUUGUACUGGAAAGGUGCUGGAAGUAAUUAUUUUAUGUGGGUUAACUGCAUUCUGAUUUAAUGAGAGGUAUCUGUACAUCAAGUUGGUGUAUAGUGAGUGCUUCUAGGUUUAUCAGAACAAGUAUUUUUUUGCAAUACUGCAAGUUGUAAGAACAUUUAGGCAUUUAGACUUCUGUUUUAUCUCACAUCCUCGGAAGCAAAUUUGAUGGUGGCUGGAAAACUGGAAAGUGGAUCUGCUGUUGAAUCAUCCCAGGAACUUCUGACAAGGGGAAUUCACAUUCAUAAGUUAUACUCACCGGUCAGCGACAAGGAAAGCUUUCUGGUUAUGUUUCUGAAAUGAAAUAUUAAUGGCAUUUUCUUUAUGUAGUAUUGAAAAGAAGAGCAAAGGAGAAAGCCAAGUUAACUGAUGCGUUUUCCUUCAUUAAUGCUUUAUAGAGAUAUUAUGUAUAUAUAAAACGGCAUUGCGUUUGGGAAGUAACAAAUUUUAGAUGGCUUGGAAGUAUUUGGUGCCUGCAAGGAA